GGCCAUUUUGAAAGUAAGUUGAGUCCGGACUGGACUGAUUUUUUAGCUUUCCUGCGAUUUUAGGCGAGAUAUUAGUAUUUUGGACGUAAUUGAUCCAAGGCAUUUAACUAAUGAACUGAGAUAAGAAACUAUAAUUUAUUUUGGGAGUCACCAUGCCAAAAGCUGCCACCAGAAAAUCACCUAAAGCUAAAUCAGCAGCCAAGCCAAAAGCAGCACCAAAGAAAAGAGUGACGAAGGGCCAUAAAUUACCUGAACAUUUCCCUGAAGGAACUGUACUUCGUGAUGUGUCGAAAACAGAAUGGCAGUUAGGUAGCUCAAUAGGAACUGGUGGCUUUGGAGAGAUAUACCUUGCUGCUAAUGAUACCAGUCAAGCUGUUUCCAAGGAUGCUGACAAUGUUGUGAAGAUUGAACCCCAUUCAAAUGGUCCAUUGUUUGUUGAAUUGCAUUUCUAUCACAGAGUAUGUAAACAGGAAUUGAUUCAGAAAUGGCAGUCUUCUCAUAAAUUGAAGCACCUUGGUGUGCCAAGGUUUGUAGCUUCUGGCACACAUGAAACACCAAAAGACAAGUACAGGUUUUUAGUAUUGGAAAGAUAUUGCACUGAUCUACAGAAGAUAUUUGUAAAAUAUUCAAAAAAGUUUUCAGUCAAAACUGCUUUUACAUUGGGUAUUCAAAUAUUAGACAUCCUUGAGUAUUUACAUGACCAUGAUUAUGUGCAUGCUGAUAUCAAAGCAGCCAACCUACUGACAGGUCGAACCAAGACCAAGAGUAGCCAUGUAGAACAGGUGUACCUAGUGGAUUUUGGGUUGGCUCACAGAUACUUAGUUGAUAAACAUACUGUGUAUAAAGAGGAUCCUUCCAAGGCACAUGAUGGUACUAUUGAGUUUACUAGCCGUGAUGCACACCAUGGUGUCUCACCUGCUAGAAGGGGAGAUAUUGAAAUACUUGGUUAUUGUAUACUUCAAUGGUUAUGUAGUAGACUACCCUGGGAAGACAAACUAACUGACCCUGAAUAUGUGAAAGCACAGAAAAUAAAGUACAUGAGCAAACCAUCUGCCUUAAUGGAAAAAUGUUUUUCAAAAGGAGAAUAUCCUUCUGCUUUGUUGAAAUAUUUUGAGUACACUGUUGAGUUAGAUUACACAGAGCGACCAGAUUACAAUUAUUUGAGGAAACUCUUGAAAUCAGGUAUCAAGAAGGCUGGGUUCACAGAUGAUGGCAAAAUUAAUUUCAAGGAUAUUUCAUCCAAUACCAAUGGAAGCAUGGCAUCUCCAAGAAGAUUAGCUAUAGUCAAUCCCAGCUCAGUAGCCAGUCCUAGAAGUGCCAAGAAGAAACCUGCAGCUAAAUCUAAUGCCAAGCGGCAUAUAGAAAUAUCAUCAUCCGAGGAGGAGAACAGUGAAGAUUAUUCUCCUCGAAAGAAAAAAAAAGUGGUUAAAUCUCAACUUGGUAAGGCUGUAAAUACGUCACGAUCCAAACCAGCGAAACAAAUAAUAAAACAAACUGUUGUGGUGGAGUCUGAUGAAGAGAUGGAAGAAGAUGAGUUACCAGUUGUAAAGAAAACCCCUUCCCGAUCUAAACCAAAUAGGGUCAAAUCGAAAGCCUCUUCCAGUGUGAAGUCAAAACGAAAACAUAAGCUAGAUGUUUCUGAGGACAGUGAAGCAUCACCAGUGAAAAGAAAAUUGAAGUCUUUAAAAGUACCAGUCGAGUAUGAAGAUGAUGACGAGUCACCUGAACAGAAAGUGAAUAAAAAAGCCACCCCAAAGCACACCACCAAGAGGUCUAAAUCUAAGAAACAAGCGGUAACUAUAGCAACCCAGACAUCACCUGGAUUUUACAAGAGAUACCGAUAGCUGCAGCUAUUAACACUACCAAUUACUAAACUGACUACUUUGAAAAUUAUUUAUUCAAGUGUCUAUAGAAUUCUGAUCUGAUUUUGUAACUUUUACCUAAAGUUAUUUGCAGUUUGUAUUAUAUUUGCAGAAAUUAAAUUUGAUAAUAAAUCU
Molecule: messenger RNA, 1997 nt
Organism: Saccoglossus kowalevskii
Lineage: Eukaryota; Metazoa; Hemichordata; Enteropneusta; Harrimaniidae
Product: serine/threonine-protein kinase VRK1-like
Biological process (GO): protein phosphorylation
Molecular function (GO): ATP binding; protein kinase activity
Source: RefSeq, a predicted model, not a curated record